Callorhinchus milii (elephant shark) is the source of this 1344-nucleotide messenger RNA. RefSeq names its product ADP-ribosylation factor 3. The coding region runs from base 221 to 760 and encodes 179 amino acids. The transcript has 6 exons. Gene Ontology annotation, cellular component: cytoplasm; plasma membrane. Gene Ontology annotation, biological process: vesicle-mediated transport; intracellular protein transport. Gene Ontology annotation, molecular function: GTPase activity; GTP binding. NCBI's taxonomy places the organism in Eukaryota, Metazoa, Chordata, Chondrichthyes, Chimaeriformes, Callorhinchidae. The record is from RefSeq and is a predicted model, not a curated record.
GUGGUUGGAGGGCGGGGCCAGGAUUCGGGGGCGGGGCCUGGGGCGGGGCCGCGCGUGCGGAGCUGAUGACGCGGACCCGGUGAAGCGGCGGCUGAGAGAGACGGUUGGAAACGGAGUGGGUGAUACUUCCUAUCAGCUGUUCUGAUACUGGACUGCCACCCAGGAAGCCGCAGAUUUUUCUCAGGACGUCUACCGACCCUACGUUGACUGAUCUCCAAACAUGGGGAACCUCUUAAAACCUUUAAAGGAAUUGUUCGGCAAGAAAGAGAUGAGGAUUCUCAUGGUGGGUUUGGACGCAGCUGGGAAAACCACCAUCCUCUACAAGUUGAAGCUGGGAGAAAUUGUUACUACUAUCCCCACCAUAGGUUUUAACGUCGAGACUGUGGAAUAUAGAAACAUCAGCUUCACGGUGUGGGAUGUGGGCGGGCAGGAUAAAAUCCGCCCUCUGUGGCGUCACUACUUUCAGAACACGCAAGGUUUGAUCUUCGUGGUCGACAGCAAUGAUCGGGAGCGAGUGAACGAGGCUCGGGAUGAGCUGGCGCGGAUGUUGGCGGAGGACGAGUUGCGAGAUGCCGUUCUCCUCGUCUUUGCCAACAAGCAGGAUCUCCCAAAUGCCAUGAACGCAGCCGAAAUCACAGAUAAACUGGGCUUACACUCCCUCCGCAACCGAAACUGGUACAUCCAGGCCACGUGCGCCACGAGCGGCGACGGGCUCAACGAAGGCCUGGAAUGGUUAGCCAACCAGUUGAAAAAGAAGUAAUCUCAGCGGCUCCCACAAACCGCCCCCCUUUUCCCCUUUUUCCCCCUCUCUUCCCCUCUCCCCACCCCCCCCUCCCAUUGCUGUUUCAAUGGAUCGUAUUCCGAAGGCCUCCAGAUGAGAUGACUCCUUCUGUCUCAUUUAAACAUUCAGCCCAACCGACUCUUACUUUCCUUAGGCCGUUGUGUUUUCUGGUUUAAUUCUAAUUUAAAUCCGAGAUUGCGAGCAAUAGCGGUUUUAUUUUUUGUGGGGGUGUGGGGUGGGGGGGGGGGUGGGGCGGCUUUUUAUUUGUGGGCCGCUGUUGGUAAUAAUGCGGGAAACUCGGGAAGAGGGAGGAAAACAAAAGGCUGCCUCGGACUCGCGUCGAACGAUAUAAAGAACAAAAAAAAAAGCGCAUGCAUCAAAAGAUCUGAAUUAAUCUCGGAGAGAGAAACGAAACGAAACGACAAAUGUGUUUUAUUCACAUUCCAAUAAGUGGAACUUUUUACUUUUUUUAUGUUUUAAAUUGCACUUUGCGGUCAUUCCUGUUUAAUGAUGCUGAUGUAAACUCUAACAAUUGUUCCCCCAACCCCCUCUCCCCCCUCCCA